Tremella mesenterica DSM 1558 is the source of this 579-nucleotide messenger RNA. RefSeq lists its product as uncharacterized. The record is from RefSeq and is a predicted model, not a curated record. Gene Ontology annotation, cellular component: ribosome; cytosolic small ribosomal subunit. Lineage: Eukaryota; Fungi; Basidiomycota; Tremellomycetes; Tremellales; Tremellaceae. Gene Ontology annotation, biological process: ribosomal small subunit assembly; translation. Gene Ontology annotation, molecular function: structural constituent of ribosome; RNA binding. The coding region runs from base 38 to 529 and encodes 163 amino acids. The transcript is spliced from 4 exons.
CGCAAGUCAGCUCUAACCCUUCUCAACAUCGACCAAUAUGCCGGGUGUACGUGAUAUCAGCGCCGAGGCGUUCAUCAAAGCCUACUCAUCUCAUUUGAAGCGAUCCGGUAAACUCGAAAUCCCCACAUGGGUCGAUAUCGUGAAGACCGGUCAUCACAAGGAGUUAGCGCCAUAUGACCCCGAUUGGUUCUACGUCAGAGCCGCUGCUAUCGCUCGUCACAUCUACCUCCGAAAGUCCGUUGGUGUCGGUGCCCUCGCCAAGCUGCACGGCAGCGCUUACCGCCGCGGCACCCGACCUUCGCACCACUCCAACGCGGCGACAGGUGUUCAACGGAAUGUCGUGCAGGCUUUAGAGAAGAUUGGUGUGCUCGAGAUAGCUCCUAACGGUGGCCGAAAGAUUAGCCAGGAUGGCAUGCGUGAUCUUGACCGUAUUGCGACCGCUGUGCUGGAGCAGGAGCGUGAGGAAGAAGAAGAGGAAGAAGAGGAGGAGGAGGAGGAAGCUGAGGAGGAGAACGAGGAUGACGAGUAGUUGUUCGCCAUUAGUCUGAUUACGAGACAAUUCGCAUUUUCGAACCGUAA